CGUCCCUCCCCCUCCCACAUUGUCUCCCUAGCGCGUUCUCUCUCUUCUCUCACUCCCCCUCUGUGCUCUCCCUAGCCCUCUCCCUCUUCCACCCUCCCUCCCAAAUUCUCAUCCUCUCCUUCCCACAUUCCCCCCCUCUCUCUCUCUCCCACAUUCCGCCCCCCCGCCACCCUUUCUCUCUCCUACCAUCCCACACCCCUCCGUCCCUCCCUCUCCCACAUUGUCUCCCUAGCGCGUUCUCUCUCUUCUCACUCUCCCUCUGUGCUCUCCCUCUCUCCCUAGCCCUCUCCCUCUUCCACCCUCCCUCCCACAUUCUCAUCCUCUCCUUCCCACAUUCCCCCCCUCUCUCUCUCACUCUCACACACACACACAAACACACACAUUCUCGCUCCCCGUAGCGCGCGCGCGCGCGCGCGCGCUCUCUCUCUCUCUCUCCCUCUCCCACACUCCCCCUCUCUCACUCCCUCCCACAUUCUCUCUGUCUUUUGCAGACAUUCUUUCUCCCUGCAGCUCCCUCUCUCUCCUCUCCCACAUUCCCUCUCUCUGUCUCGGUGUGAAAUGGCGGCGAUGAAGGUACUGACCGUUACCGGCCUGUUGCUGGCUCUCUGUGCUCUCGGCCUGCUCGCCAUGGCUAUCUGCACCGAUUACUGGUACGAGACCGAUGCCCGGCGGCACCGGGACCGCUGCAAGAACUACGCGAACAAGAGGAAUGAUCCCGGCUUCAUCUAUAUACCGAGCCAGAACCUACCCCUCCGCCAGGCUCCCCGGCAGCUGCUGGCCAGGGCCCGCAGCUACUUCCUCGCUUCAGCCCCGCUCGACUCUCACUGCAGCCGCCAGUUCAACUCCACCAUCCUGGGCCUCUGGAGAAAGUGUCAUCGCCAGGGUUUCGACCAGGACACCGAGGAGCUCAUCUUCAAAGGCGUUGUACAACGAUGUAUCCCUGUGAAAUAUCACUACUCCUCCUCAACAGUCCCACGAAACCUUCCGGUCAAUUUAACCAUGACCAUUCGGCAGGACGAAUGGCAUGCUUUACAUCUGCGACGGAUGACAGCAGGGUUUAUUGGAAUGGCAGUUUCUAUCAUUCUGUUUGGCUGGAUCAUUGGGAUUCUAGGCUGCUGUAAGGAUCGUGAUCUGAUGCAGUAUGUGGCUGGCCUGCUCUUUCUCAUGGGAGCAUCCCAACCAACUUGUAGAGUUAAAACAAACAGAAGACUCGUUUGUACCUUUAGUACAUGGUGUCUCCUCCCGUCCCAGAAGGUAACCAGCAGCAGAUUCGAAGGAAAGUGCUGAGGUGAGCAAAUGUGGGAAGGUUAAAGGCACCUGUUUUUUCAGCUAGACUCUACUUUGUAAAGUGGCUGUGACUGGCUGUGUAUUGCCUCUGCAUCCAUUUUUAUAAAACAAUUAAACAUUUUUCAAUUGUACAGAAUGUCACUGCUGUAAAUUGCUUUGAAUGCGAUUGAACUUGUAUUUCUUCCCUUUUUUGGUUGAAUCUUCAAAACUGGUGCAAGCAACUAUUUCCAUCCUAUUAUUGGAAAUGCAUUUUAUAAUGUAACUGAUAGAGACAAAAACAAGGCAAUAGACAGAUUUCUGGGCAACAUCUCUUCCCACUCCCUGUGGAACCAGAGAUAGUUCAAUGCGUCCAGGUCAAGUGACUGUGGAGUUUAUACAAUGCAUUAUCCCAGGAAGAGACAAAGACCUGUAGUCUUCCAGGUUACAGUCUCAGUCUGUCUUGAUUAUCAGUCAGUAUGCCAGGUAUUUAAUUCUGUACCAUUACAUACCGCUAAGGGUUGCUGAUUCUAACUGUAGCUACCGCACUGGCAACGGCCAACAACUUCAAGGUAGCAGAGAUUCAGAGAUAUCAGAGCACGCAGAAGACCAGUACUGUCCAACAGAAAACACUGAUUCAUCAAAAUCUGCUAGAACAGUUCAGCUGAAAUGUCUCACAUAUACUUUGCCCAAUUUAGGUAAGCAUACACCCUGUGCACAUUCAGCUAGUUAAAUGUCCCACUGUUCACUGACCAAGACACAGAAGGAAUAAAUCAAAAACCAUACACGCCACUUUUUUCACAGUAUGAAUUUGAUCAAGAAACAGACGUUCACAGUGUGAAUCUAAAUAUAGAAAUCACAGCCUCUACAGUGAAAUCUAUUACACCUUUUUAUUUACCAAGUAGAAAUACACAGCUAGAUUCCCUAUUUUUAAAGAUUAGAGUCAGUGUGGUCAUUCCUGGUGAAUAAAUGUGAUGGCACUGAGGGCUGGCAGGUACUGCUCCUUACCAAUGCUCAAUUUUAAGUCAUAGAAUCCAUACAGUGUGGAAGCAGGCUGUUUGGCUCAUCAAGUCCACACCACCCCUGUGGAGAGUAUCCCAUCCAGACUCCUACCCUAUGCCUGUAUUUUUCCUAUGGCUAAUCCACCUAGCCUACACAUCGCUGGACACUACGGGCAAUUUAGUAUGGCUUUGGACUAUGUGAGGAAACCAGAGCAUCCGGAGGAAACCCAUGCAGACACAGGGAGAACGUGCAAACUCUACACAUUCACUCGAGGCUGGAAUCGAACCUGAGGCACCAGUCUUAACCACUGAGGCACCGUAGCACCCAAAGUCACACCAGUGAGGAGCAGUGAUCAGCAGAUCAGCCCUUCCCAAACUUGUCCAUCGGUGUGGAGCAGCACCGGCUGAAAUUUGGUUGGGGGAAAUGAGUGAGAGUAGAUAAAAAUGGUGUGUAGAAGGUUGUGAAUGACUAAUAGUAAGCACCAGGGGAACAAUGCGGCAGUGGUUUGGGGGUGUGGGAGGUGGGGUGCGUGGUUGGGCAUCAUCUUGUUGAGGUAUGGUUUAUUUACUGGAUUGAGUUUAUCUCCUGCCUAUAUUAAAACCCACAGGCUCUUUCAAAUAUUUUCAAAAACGUUACUUUAGAAUUAAACUAAUGCCCCUCUUGAUGUAUAUUAAAUCAUGCAGGAAAAUUAACUUACGACGGUUCAGAGUUGUGCCUGGUCUGAUUCAAACCAACCAAGCAAACUCCAAACAAUGAAGUAUCUCACACUAAUGGUCUGGGAGUGGAGUUCAGCUUUUUCAGUUAGAUCCCAUAAACAACCCUGAUUGAGCUUGAUAACAGAAGUGAUGAGGACGUGUUUCACGCUGAUUCAUUUCAGGGGCAUUCCUAUUGCAACCACCACCCCUCCAUCCAAACAGCACUGACCCAUGGUUCAGACAGUGAAAGGGAAGGCUGUGAGGUGAAGAACUAGGCCACUCAAUGCAUCAAUCUCACUUCAUUCACAUUUGUGGUGGGAUCAGACCCAAUACCUUGCCUUGAUCUUCUAAAGAGCUCCUAGCUUCUCCUCUCCUGUGCUUUUACUGGCAUGACCACCACAGAUUCGCAGUCAUUGAUUCAACUCCCUAUUUUUCCCAAGCAUCAUGUGAAAUGAUUGCACCAUUCCCUGACCUCUGUCUCACCAAUGUACUGUGCUCAUUGUGUCACAUCAUUCUGAAAGAAGCAUGCAGGUCUGGGAUGUAUCAAAAUCAAGUGCAGUACUAUCUGUUUACAGUACAUUUGUAAAAUAUUGUGAUGUCCAUUUUUGAUGUAUGUUUAUAGCCAAGGAUUGAUGGAAUAAACUGAUCUGAUCAGGGAGUGAGUGUUUGAGAUCGUAAUAUAUACACUGAGCAUUCAGUUGGUCAAUAAUUAAAAAGAUGUAAAACCAUGGAACACCAGCGUGUGCUAUUUUGUUUGAAGUUGUUUCUUGUGUACAGUGUAUUGGAGACCUUGCCUGGGGGUUUAUUACUAUCAUCCCCUAACUGGAAAAAAUGAUAAGACCCCUCUGGACACUUGUACAUAUUAGCCAGUCCCCAAUCCCACACCUGGCUCAGCUACUUCAUGAACACAGUAGAAGCAAUCACUCCAUUGAAUCCAGCUCCAGGGAUCAUACAGGAGUGGUACCAACAAGGGGCCUGGCUCCUAGGCAUAGUAUUGGAGGUUGGCCU
Messenger RNA from Stegostoma tigrinum, 3968 nucleotides. It is a transcript of the gene tmem276b, whose product is annotated as transmembrane protein 276b. NCBI's taxonomy places the organism in Eukaryota, Metazoa, Chordata, Chondrichthyes, Orectolobiformes, Stegostomatidae. The record is from RefSeq and is a predicted model, not a curated record. The coding region runs from base 559 to 1287 and encodes 242 amino acids. Gene Ontology annotation, cellular component: membrane. The transcript is spliced from 4 exons.